This is a messenger RNA of Suillus paluster, 1851 nucleotides long. RefSeq names its product major facilitator superfamily domain-containing protein. The coding region runs from base 209 to 1675 and encodes 488 amino acids. The record is from RefSeq and is a predicted model, not a curated record. Lineage: Eukaryota; Fungi; Basidiomycota; Agaricomycetes; Boletales; Suillaceae. The transcript has 11 exons.
UUGCAAGAAUUGAUACGAAUACACUAAGGUCCCACUGACCUAUUAUUAAACCACUUCUCCCAUGAUGCAGCGGAGCAGGUGAGAGAUCACUGUUCAAUCCCACCUUGGCAAGCACGUCCCGUGCCCUGUCUGCUUGCAUAUCAAUGUAUAAGUAGUAGGACGAAUCCACCCGUCAUGUCUCCACCGAGGACCUUUUCCUCUCUUUACCAUGUCCAGCUCUUCCGAGGAGAAAGGUAGCGGCUCGACCAGUCAUGAUAAUGAUUCUAUCUCUGUGUACGAACGACCCAAAGGCUUGCGUGCUAUUUACUAUCACCCUUUGACGCAAAUUAUUAUGCUUGGGUUUGUCUGCUUCUUAUGCCCCGGGAUGUUUAAUGCCCUCACUGGACUCGGCGGAGGCGGCCAAGUCGACGCAACAACCUCUGCAAACGCGAAUAGCGCAGUUUAUGCGACAUACGCUGUGUCAGCGUUCUUCUCCGGAACCGUCAAUAACAAGAUCGGUGCUAGGCUCACUCUGCUCUUUGGAACAUUGGGCUAUGCGCUCUAUGUCAGUUCUUAUCUCGUGAUCAAUAUCCACCCUGACGCUGGCUGGUUUCUUGUUACCUCGGGUGCCCUUCUUGGUGUUACAGCCGGAUUCCUGUGGACCGCUCAAGGCUCGCUGAUGCUAAGCUAUUGCACUGAAGCACAGAAGGGCAUCUAUAUCAGUAUCUUCUGGGGCAUUUUCAGCUUGGGAGCAGUCGUAGGUUCUGCCGUGUCCCUCGGGCAGAAUUUUAACUCGACGAGCAAUGGCGUCGGCAACGGCACAUAUAUCGGGAUCCUGGUUCUUACCCUGGUCGGCGUGACGAUCCCGAUGAUGAUGGCUGAUCCAGCCAAAAUGAUCCGGACGGACGGCACGAGGGUCGUCAUGCCUCGCCAUCCAUCGUGGAAGUCCGAAUUCCAUGGCUUAUGGGUCGCGAUAGUCACAGACCCUAUGGUCCUCCUUCUUUUCCCGUUGUUCUGUGCAAGCGCAUACUUUUACACCUGGCAGUUCAACGACUAUAACGCAGCACUCUUUAACAUCCGCGCGAGAUCGCUCAAUAAUUUUGUGCACUGGCUUUCACAGAUUUUUGGGAGCGUGAUGCUUGGAUUCGUGCUAGAUUCAAAGUGGCUGCGGAGGCGCGGGCGCGCGUUCGCGGGGUGGUUCAUUCUGCUGGUUGUCGCAUUCGUCGUGCACAUCUGGGCGUAUGAGUACCAAAAGACAUACACCCGCAGCUCUGUGCUCCUGACGCCAAAAAUGGACAUCUACGACCCGCGGUACCCAGCACAUAUCUGGCUCAUGAUAUUCUACGGCCUGCUAGACGCGAUGUGGCAUGUGAUGUGUUUCUGGCUCAUCGGCGCUAUGAGCAAUGAUACGAAUAAACUGGCAAUUUACUCGGGGUUCUUCCAUUCUAUCCAGGCUGCCGGAUCUGCUAUCGGAUGGCGUUUGGAUGCGAUUAAGCUUCCCUACAUGAAUAUCUUCAUCUCGACGUGGUGUCUCGUCGCCGCGGGUCUGGUGUUCUCCUUCCCCAUGAUCUAUCUACGUGUUAGAGAUACAACGGUGCUCGAGGAUGAGGGCUUGAUCAGGAGAGAUCAGGGGCUGAAUGAUAAUGACAUGAAAGUAAAAGGGGUAGGUGAGGGGCAUGGGAAUGAAAUGCCAUGAGUUCUUGGGUAUUCAUGCGUGUGACGACUCAGAACAUUGAUAGAAUAUCAAGCUUAACUUGGGAUUCAUCGCGUACACGUUCGUGACACUUACUUAGCUACCAUCCAGCGGUUGUCCAGUUUUGACCUAGGCUGCUACGAAACCAACGAUACGAAGAUAGUUAGUUGUGGUCUUCC